This is a messenger RNA of Condylostylus longicornis, 1425 nucleotides long. It is a transcript of the gene Ccdc114, whose product is annotated as coiled-coil domain-containing protein 63. The record is from RefSeq and is a predicted model, not a curated record. Lineage: Eukaryota; Metazoa; Arthropoda; Insecta; Diptera; Dolichopodidae. The transcript is spliced from 9 exons. Bases 1 to 1425 code for a protein of 474 amino acids.
AUGGCUACGGAGCAAGCAGAACUUGACCAAUUGGCCGAAAAUGAAUUAUUACGACUGCAACAACAAUUGCGAAAAUUAAAUUUAGAAUUAAAAAGCUUAUUGGAAGAUAAGAAAACACUACUUAUUAAACAGGAAAAGCUAAUAAAACUGCUGCAAAAAGAACAUGAAAAUAUCAAAACUGAAAUUCAUUUCAUUGAAGAUGGUGUUCAUUCAAAAAAAGAAAAUCAAGAAGAAAUGCGCUUAUUGAAAAUUUAUGAUGUUUUAGCGGAAGAACAAAAAAAAUUGAAAAAUGAAAAAUUUUCCAUAAAAGAAUUAAAUGGGCAUAUUAGAAAGCUUGAAAAGGAAAUUGAAUCUUUACGAAAGAAUGAAGUUACGGACAGUAUUUAUAAGGAAACAAUUAAAAAAGUUAAAAAAAAUGUUGUUAAACUUGAAAAUCGUUUGGAUGUUGUAAAUAAAAAAAGCAGUGAUGUAUUAACAGAAAUAUUUAAAUUAAGAGAAUCAAUCAAUCAUAUUUUACAAGAUCGUUCUCACUUUAAUGUAAUGUGGCAGUCAAUGGUUACACAAUUUAAUCAAGGUAAAAAAUAUAUAAUGGAACUAGUUGAUCAAUCAACUUUAGCUUUUGACCAAAGAGAAGAGCUUUGCACAAAAUUACAAGCAUUGAAGGAUCGAAAUGAAACUGAUAAAAUGCUUCACAUACAAGAAAUGCGUGAAGUUCAACGAAAAUUAGAACACGAUGACAAACUCCAACAAUUUUAUAAUAUUAAAGGCCAAAAACGAAUAAAUUCUGAUUUAGAAGAACGUGAAAUUCAAAAGAAAAUUCAGUUAAGAGAGGAAUUCGAAAAACAAUUAGAAAAUUAUAAUGAAUUAAUAUCUUGUAUAAAGGAAACAUGUAAAGAAGAUAAUCUUGAUAAAGUAGCCUCACAAUUUACUACACAAGAAGAAGAAAAUUUUGCACUCUUUAAUUAUGUUAACGAAUUAAGUUAUGAAGUAGAAACUUUGAAUGAGACUGUUAUGACUUUGAAUGAAGACAUAGAAAAACAAAAGGCUGAAAGUAUUGAAAUUGCUCAAAAGAAAAAAACUGAAGCUGUAGAUUAUUUAACUAAUAUGAAAAAUUCGUUUCAAAAAGAUUAUGAAGAAUCUACUAACAGAAGACAAACUAUUGAUAAUGAACUUAAUUUAUUAUUGGAGGGAAUUGAAGAUUUAUUUAAGUUAAUUCAAUGUGAAGAUAUCCCGAUAUUAAAUGUUUUAAGUGCUAAACAUUUUAUAUCCGUUCACAAUGCAAAAUUAUUUCUUGGGAUUAUUGAUCGUCGAAUUAAUGGUCUUAUAAGUAAUAUUAACACUGAAGAUAUAUCAACGAAAAUAUUAUCUAAAAAGGAUCGUAUUCCUAAAUUCAAUAUUAAAGAUUCAGUAAAAGGCAAAUCUUAG